This is a messenger RNA of Spodoptera litura, 1898 nucleotides long. RefSeq lists its product as uncharacterized. The record is from RefSeq and is a predicted model, not a curated record. NCBI's taxonomy places the organism in Eukaryota, Metazoa, Arthropoda, Insecta, Lepidoptera, Noctuidae.
CGCUGAGGGAAGCACGUCCCGCGCUUGUUUUAUUAGGAAAACAUAAACAACAACAACGUGUUUACUGACGUAAAUAACCCGGGAAACUUCGUCCUUGGACUUUCGGGCCGUUGCGUUUUGAAGGUUGCUACUAUGGCUGCUCGACCAGCAGCACCCGUCACUCGCACCAAGAAGCAGAAUCAUGCAAACAUCCCAUGUCCAAUAGAGAACUGCGCAAGAUUUACCUAUGGUAAACUACCAGACCAUCUCACAAAGAUCCAUGGCCUCACGGGAGCUGAAAGAGACGCCCUCAAUGAACAACAACGAAAACGAUUCUUCAACGGUGAACUUUGCCAAGUGCGAUAUCUCAAAGAAUCAGCUAUUCGAGACCUUUGGGGAACAGACUACGAAGAUCCUCGGAUUCGUGCAAAAAUUCACCAGAGUUACAAUCUAGUCAAAAUACGAAUCAUACCUCUUGCUGCUACGCAACGAUCACGGCCACUUACUGAACAAGAUGCAAACGUUCUGACAGCUUACAACGCUAGGACUGCACCAAGACCUGCCCGUGUACAAAAAACAAGAACUCGACCACGGCCUUAUCCAGCUCCAGAAGCCAGUCCAGUAGAACGGCGAGCGUCAAGCGAAUCCAGUGAAGAAGAAAACACGCAGAAUCCUCUUCCACCAUCACCGCCUCCGUCAUCUCCAUCACUUCCACCAUCACCUGCCCCUUAUGAGCUGCAACAAGUAGAAACUCGUUUACGUGACAUAUUCGAUUCGAAAAUCGAUGCCGGAUACAAAGCUGUAAUCGAUGAUAUGAAGAAGUCCAUGACAAUGGGAAGGACGCUGGGAGCACGGAAGCGUAAAGCAUAUAGAACUUAUCGACGCUAUGCAAAGAGAUUGAUUGCCUUCCUUCACCGACAACAUUCGCCUCUCGCGUAUGACGUAGACGUUCUUCUUUGUGGGGAAAGCCAAGUGUGCGCCUUCUUAGAACGUAUCAGUGCUGAGCACAAAACGAAAACUCUGAGGAACUACAUCGUUGCUGCUAUCAAGCUACUGGACUCCCGGCUCUUUGCGAUAGAAACUGAUCCUUCAUGCAAAGAGAAGGUGGCUUCAAUGACCCGUGUAUACGACGUACUGCAUGGCCGCCUGACGGAGUGUGACACACUGCUGGCACAGAAGGAAGCCUGCCAGAAGAAACCGUCGCCAUCGUUCGAAAGUGUAAUGGAACAAAGUUUCAAUGUUUCGUACGAUGAGUUAGUGUAAUAAGUGAAUAGAUUGUACUGACAUUUUUCUAAUUAUACUGAUCCCUGCUCGUAUUUCGUCCCCGCUUUCAUUAGGCUACGAGAUUGAUUAAUAUACCUAAUUUAAUAUUGCUAUAAUAAAAUCUUAUGUGAAUAUUCACCGAUAGAACCAAAAAGCUCUCGAUACUGAUAAAAAUUACUAGAUUUUGGCCUUGAUCGAUUAAUAUGACGAUUGAUAAUUUUAAUUUAAAACUCAAACAAUAUUUACCACUUUAUAUUUCUAUCUUUUAAAAGUGUAUAAAAUCAAUGCAACUUAGCAACUUUUAAUAAAACGUUAAGUUUAAAAAUCAUUGUAAAUACUUGUAUUGAUCUACGUGUGUGAAGCAAUAAGCUUAUAACAUGAAUAGCAAAAUAAUAAUUAAUUAUUAUUAUUAUCUGUGUUAAAUAACGAAAGUUAUACUUUCAAUAGUGCGCAAUAAUUAUGCCAAAUAUUAGAAUUAUUAUUGUAGUAUUUAGAUUUUACCAGCAUUCUAUUAUUACGGUAAUUUACGAGUAAUUCGGUAAUUUACUGUUAAUUUUAAGACUUUGAAGUAUUUUCAUGUAAUGGAUGGAUCUCAUUAGCAUUAUUUUUCGUGUAAAUGUAUGACAUGUACUUACGUAAUUAUAAUUUGUUUACUG